Messenger RNA from Nylanderia fulva, 1162 nucleotides. Its product is annotated as queuosine 5'-phosphate N-glycosylase/hydrolase-like. NCBI's taxonomy places the organism in Eukaryota, Metazoa, Arthropoda, Insecta, Hymenoptera, Formicidae. The record is from RefSeq and is a predicted model, not a curated record.
UCAUAGGCAGUCGACAGUCUCAAACGAUCGACGAAAUAUAACGUAACAUAAUGGCUAACAAAAAGAAGAAGAGCAGUGCUUUGGAUGUGAAGGAAUCAUUGGAGGCGGCAAAAUUUAUCGUUGAAAAUGCGAAAGAUGUAACGAUCAACAAGGAGAAUAUCAAACAUUUUAGAACGGCGCUAAAGAUAUUUUGUAAUGAGAAUAGAGAGAAUAGAGAGAACAGUGAAAUAUUCUUAAAUGCUUUCUUCCGACCGGAAGAUUAUCCGGAUUUCACUGAAAAAACGGUGGAUUGGCUGUUCGUGUUUCAUACAUUGAAUUUUUCACUCUUCUAUCCAAAAGGCACUAAGCAAUGGCAAGCUGGUGAUUCAGAUGGAUAUAAUGCAUUAAGUUUUGCUAUCAAACGAGCUAUAGAUGAAAAAAAACCUUUAUGGGAUCCCAAAUAUUACUCAAAACUAACAGAAAGUGAGUUGAAACAUAUUUUCCGCAGUGACGAUGGCGAAACUACCAUCCCACUUCUAAACAAAAGACGUAUGAUUUUACAUGAGGUUGGAAACGUUUUACUAAAAAAAUAUAAAGGCACUUUUAAAAAUUGUGUCAAAAAAGCGAAGUAUAAUCAAGACAAAUUGGUGAAAUUACUUUUCGAUGAAUUCGAACCAUAUCGAGACGAAGCAAAAUACAAAAAUAAAACAGUUCGUUUGUAUACCAAAGCUAAUUCACUAAUAAAAGACAUAUGGGCAUGCUAUAAGAAAAAGAAUAUGUUUCAUCUAAACGAAGAAAAAAUGAUGUCUACAAUAUUUAUUGACUAUCGUAGUCCUAUAGUACUCUUUUAUUUUGGAAUUCUUACGUAUAGUGAUAAGCUUCUGCGGAAAUUCACAAAUAACAACCAACCGCUGAAACAUGGAGACAGGGAAGAACUUGAGAUACGCGCUUGCUCCCUUAUAGCAGUUAAUGAAAUAUUCGAACAGAUCAAAGUGGAAUGGAAUCAAAUAAAUCCAGAAUACGAUCGUUGCAUAUCGAUUAUUAUUGACAAUUUCUUGCUUCUAUAUAUAGCUGAAUAUUUUCAUAAAUAUGUGUAUAUGUAUGAUCAGUAUCCAUUCCAUUAUAUUACAUCUGUACACUAUUAGAAAUAUAAAAAUAUAAUAUAUCUUUACUUGAUAAUUAU